GCGCUCAACAAAAGCUGGUUCUUCUCCUUUUCCUCUCCGAUGACUUUCUUACCGACCAGCUUAGUCUUCUCCAUUACGGCAUCAUUCACCUAUAAAUUUCGCCGCUGGGUUUAAUUCUCUAUUCAUUCAGAACCAAAAAAGAAGAAACCUUUUUGAUUCUCUUUGCGAUUUCUUUGUUCAAUCUCUUCUCAGAUUGUGUGAAUCGGGUUUAAAUCGGGGUUUUAGGGUCUCUGUUUUCAAAAGGGUACCAAAAAGUUUGGAGCUUUACUGUAGAAAGAUUUGAUUUUUCGUUGACCCACUCCGAGAUUUUCGGAUACAAAUCAGGGUUUUAGGGUUUUUGUUGGAAUGGAAGAGGAUUAUCAACAGCCGAGGUUUACGAUUGGUAGGCAAUCAUCAAUGGCGCCGGAGAAGAUUCCGGAGCCGUCGGUUCACUCAGAAGAAGAGGUGUUUGAGGAUGGAGAAGAGAUCGAUGGUGGUGUGAGACUAAUGUAUUUGGCUAAUGAAGGUGACAUUGAAGGGAUUAAGGAGCUUAUUGAUUCAGGGAUUGAUGCUAAUUACAGAGACAUUGAUGAUCGGACUGCUUUACACGUGGCGGCUUGUCAAGGAUUGAAAGAUGUUGUUGAGCUUCUUCUUGAUCGGAAAGCUGAGGUUGAUCCUAAAGAUCGUUGGGGAAGCACUCCAUUUGCAGAUGCGAUAUUUUACAAGAACAUUGAUGUUAUCAAGAUUCUUGAGAUACAUGGAGCUAAACAUCCGAUGGCUCCAAUGCACGUUAAGACUGCUCGUGAAGUCCCUGAGUAUGAAAUAAAUCCUAGUGAGCUUGAUUUCACUCAAAGCAAAGAGAUAACAAAGGGAACUUACUGUAUGGCAAUGUGGCGUGGUAUUCAAGUUGCGGUGAAAAAGCUGGAUGAUGAAGUUUUGAGCGAUGACGAUCAAGUGAGGAAGUUCCAUGAUGAGCUUGCAUUGCUCCAAAGGCUUAGGCAUCCAAACAUUGUGCAGUUUCUUGGUGCUGUAACCCAAAGUAACCCAAUGAUGAUUGUGACUGAAUAUUUGCCCAGGGGGGAUUUGCGUGAAUUGCUCAAACGAAAAGGACAAUUGAAACCAGCUACUGCUGUUAGAUAUGCCCUUGAUAUUGCUAGGGGAAUGAGCUAUCUUCAUGAGAUCAAAGGAGACCCUAUAAUCCACCGCGAUCUUGAACCUUCAAACAUUCUGCGGGAUGAUUCAGGGCAUCUGAAAGUUGCAGACUUUGGAGUAAGCAAGCUUGUUACUGUUAAAGAAGACAAGCCUUUUACAUGUCAAGACAUUUCUUGUCGAUAUAUAGCUCCCGAGGUUUUCACUAGUGAAGAAUACGAUACAAAAGCUGAUGUUUUCUCAUUUGCAUUGAUCGUUCAGGAGAUGAUCGAAGGCCGAAUGCCGUUUGCUGAAAAGGAAGACAGUGAAGCUUCUGAAGCUUAUGCUGGCAAACAUCGGCCAUUAUUCAAAGCUCCAUCAAAGAAUUACCCACAUGGUCUUAAAACGUUGAUAGAAGAAUGCUGGCAUGAGAAACCUGCAAAGCGACCAACUUUCAGAGAGAUCAUUAAACGACUUGAGUCCAUUCUUCACCACAUGGGUCACAAGCGACAAUGGAGGGUCUGUUUCUCUAUAUCUCUAUCAAACACACAUUGAGUUUUGUUUGUUUGUCUCUCUGAUGUGUUUCUACUUCUACAUGUUGUCUUUUUCUUUUCUCAGAUGAGGCCAUUGACAUGCUUUCAGAAUUUCGAGCACAAGAAGAAACAUAAUUGGGAUUUGAGCAGCCAUGACGGCUCAUCAUCCGGUUCACAUUUGUGAUUCUUUAAACGGUUAAAGAAACCAUUCUUUUGUAUCCAUUCCUUCCGGUUUAGUUUGGGUUUCCCCAAAGCAACCGAAUUUGACUUUGUAUAUUUGUUGUACACUGAAGAACUCAAGAAAGUCUUCGUGUAUACAAAAACUGCAUUUUUUUUAUUCUAGUAUACAAAAUUGUUGUAAGAUCUAUGAUUUUAACCGCAAUAUAUAUUUGCUGUUGUAAUCUAAAAAAUUGGUUUAAGAAUAUUUAUGAUUUUUCCUCAAUCUUUUAUGAUCCCUAACUUCGAAAGG
Messenger RNA from Arabidopsis thaliana (thale cress), 2109 nucleotides. RefSeq names its product Integrin-linked protein kinase family. Gene Ontology annotation, molecular function: protein kinase activity; ATP binding; protein serine/threonine kinase activity. The record is from RefSeq and is marked reviewed. The transcript has 11 exons. NCBI's taxonomy places the organism in Eukaryota, Viridiplantae, Streptophyta, Magnoliopsida, Brassicales, Brassicaceae. Gene Ontology annotation, cellular component: cytosol; cytoplasm. Bases 346 to 1662 code for a protein of 438 amino acids.